Messenger RNA from Balearica regulorum gibbericeps (East African grey crowned-crane), 864 nucleotides. The record is from RefSeq and is a predicted model, not a curated record. NCBI's taxonomy places the organism in Eukaryota, Metazoa, Chordata, Aves, Gruiformes, Gruidae.
GGCAACCCCAGCCUCUCACCCCCCAUCCCGCCGUCCCCAGGUGCCGUGACCCCCGUGAAGGACCAGGCUGUCUGCGGGUCCUGCUGGAGCUUUGCUACGACGGGCGCGAUGGAGGGUGCCCUCUUCCUCAAGACCGGCGUGCUGACCCCCCUGUCCCAACAAGUCCUCAUCGACUGCUCCUGGGGCUUUGGGAACUACGCCUGCGACGGGGGCGAGGAGUGGCGAGCCUACGAGUGGAUCAAGAAACACGGCGGCAUCGCCAGCACCGAGUCCUACGGCACCUACAAGGGGCAGAAUGGCUUGUGCCACUACAACCAGUCUGAGAUGCUGGCAAAGAUCACGGGCUAUGUCAACGUCACCUCGGGCAACAUCACGGCGGUGAAAGCUGCCAUCUACAAGCACGGCCCUGUGGCCGUCAGCAUCGAUGCCUCGCACAAGACCUUCUCCUUCUACUCCAACGGCAUCUACUAUGAGCCCAAAUGUGCAAACGAGUUGGGAACGCUGGACCACGCGGUGCUGGCUGUGGGCUACGGGGUCCUGCAGGGAGAGACCUACUGGCUCAUCAAGAACUCCUGGUCCACGUACUGGGGCAACGACGGCUACAUCCUCAUGGCUAUGAAGGACAACAACUGCGGCGUGGCCACCGAAGCCACCUACCCCAUCCUGGCCUGAGCCACCUCUCGGCUCUGCGGGGAGAGCCCUUGGUGACGCUCCCGGCACCCAUCCCUGGAUCAGCCCCUUUGGUGUGACCCAUCACGCAGGAGGAAGCUGGGGACACGGUGGGACAGGGCCAUGCGGUGCUGGACGAGGGGCAGGAUGGGGCCCCGGCUGUGAGCUUGCCAAUAAAAGACCCUGGAAAAAUAC